GAUGUUUGCUCCAACUCUAGAAAAUGGCCGUCGAGUAAAGUUGUGUACACUUUUUUCGUGUUCCGUGUUUUUCGCUUAAUUUGAUAGUUUAUUUAAAUGUUUUUAUGAAUUUUGGUUUUGCGUUUUCCUUUUUGCUGCCUGCUAAUUGCAUUAGAAUAAAACCAACAAGUUGUUCAGCUGGGUGUAAAUUAUUGUGUCGUUGUCGCUGACACUCGAAUACUUAUAGCCAGAUGCUGAAGCAGCAGCAGCAGCGACAAUAACACCAGUAAUCAGCACAACCAUCGGCGACAAUGGCAGACAUCGACAUCGGACAUCAGAAUGCGAGGCGUCAGUGAUUAAAACCAGUCAGCCAGCCAGCCCCAUUGGCACCACCAGCAAAAAGCAGCCCAAGAUCCGAGCACCACUCGCUGCUGAAUCAUCAGAAGGAGGAGGGAGUAUUGGAGGAGUACUAGUUUCCCCCCAGCUUCGAGGCGGCAAAAUGGGCUCAAAGCGUGGACCUUCAUCGGCAGCGAUGCUAACAAGUGGGUCUUAUAGAAGCGGAUUGAAUGCGAUAUAUAUAAGCCUGCUGAUCACCUGUGCCGGACUGACGAUCGUGGCAGGUUGGAUGCCCGACGUGCGACCCGAUUUGCAAACGAAACAAGAUAAAGUCUUGGCCCAUUUUAUUGGCAACUCAACGGACUAUUUUAAGAUUUUGGACCACAACGAUGAGUUUGUUCUAGUUGGUGCCAAGGACGUCAUCUACAAUGUGAGCCUGAGUGGCCUGAAGGAGAUUGCGCGUCUGGAGUGGCACAGCACGGAUGCGGAUCGGGAGUUAUGUGCCCUAAAGGGAAAGCAUGAGCGGGAUUGCCACAACUACCUGCGCGUUUUCGCACUCCGCUCAAAUGGCGAGGUGCUGCUCUGUGGCACCAAUUCGUAUAAGCCGCGUUGUCGUCAUUAUACGCCGGUGGAGAUGUCAUCGGAGGAGACCGCCCCCGCUGGCCACGCCCAUGUCAUGCGCUACGAAGUUAGUCGGGAUGUGGAGGCCCAGGGUCUGUGCCCCUACAGCCCCGCCCAUAACAGCACCUACGCCUUUGCCGAGGGGCAGUUGUACAGCGCCACCGUGGCCGAUUUUUCGGGCGGAGAUCCCCUCAUCUAUAGGGAAAACCUGCGUACCGAACAGUAUGAUCUCAAGCAACUCAACCAGCCGGACUUUGUCGGCGCCAUCGAGAGGAACGGCUACGUGCUGUUCUUCUUCCGCGAGCUGUCCAUGGAGUUCAUGAACUUCGGCAAGGCCGUCUACUCGCGAGUGGCCAGGGUUUGCAAGAACGACCGGGGCGGACCCUACAACCACGGCAAGAGCUGGACCUCCUUCCUGAAGGCACGCCUUAACUGUUCGGUGCCCGGCGAUUUUCCCUUCUACUUUGACGAAAUCCAGGCCAUUAGUCCGAUUGUGGAGAGCGGUUCCAAGUCGCUGGUCUAUGCAGUCUUUACCACCUCUGCGAAUGCCAUUCCCGGUUCGGCAGUUUGCGCCUUUAAUGUGGAUGACAUAUUAGCCGCCUUUGAUGGAGAGUUCAAGUCGCAAAAGGACUCGCAGUCACACUGGCUGCCGGUGGACCGGGAGCAGGUUCCAAAGCCGAGACCAGGACAGUGCGUAGAGGAUUCAAGGACACUUACCAGCAUCGCUGUUAACUUUAUUAAAAACCAUCCAUUGAUGGAGGAGGCUGUGCCGGCAGUGCACGGACGUCCUUUGCUGACCAAGGUGAAUCUGCACCACCGACUGACUGCCAUUGCAGUCCAUCCGCAGGUUAAGUCGCUAAACGGCGCCUACUACGAUGUGAUCUACAGUGGCACCGACGACGGCAAAGUGACCAAAUUCAUCAAUAUACUUACCACGCACCCCAACUCGACGGUGGAUCGGCUAAAGACGGUGGUCAUAUCGGAAAUGCAGGUGCUGCCACUGGGAACACCAGUGCGGGAGCUGGUGAUCUCCACUUCGAAGAACUCACUGGUGGUGGUCAGUGAUGGCAGCCUGGUCAGCGUGCCCCUGCACCACUGCACCCACAUUGUUGACUGCUUGGGCUGCCUGAGUCUCCAGGACCCCAUAUGCGCCUGGGAUUUGCAGACGCACGAGUGCAAGAACCUGGCCAUCAGUCAACACAAGUUUGGAACCAAGACCUACCUGCAGAGCUUGAACAGCACCAAAAAAGCUGCUGCCCAGCUGUGUCCCCACAUUCCCCGCGAUGGACCAGGAGCGGAGACGGUGAGCUUUGUCACCAUGGCUCCACCGCCGACGGAGGAGCAGAAACUAUUGUACUCCAAUGUGGGGGCCUCGCAGGGCAGUCAGCCGAGCUUGGAACAGCAACCAACUGGUGGUGAUGACUUUGGCCUUAACAAGAUCACACUUACGUCCAUGGAUCCUGACGAUCUUAUGCCCAAUUUGAAUGAUCCCCAAAAAUCAACAGCCACUGUGGAUGAAAUCAAACAUGCUUCGACGCCAAGCUUGUUGCUCCUCACAGUUAUUGUUUUCAUCACUUUCUUGAUUGGCGGCAGUGCCGGGAUAUUCUGUGUCAAGGCAAAAAGUCGCCUAAUGGAGGCCCAAAUGGAUGAAAGUCAUCGCAAUCAUUUCGGCAAGCCAAUACCAUAUAAACAUCAAAAUACUGGCAAGGAUAUAAAUCUUUUGAUGGGCUCUAAUGCCUACACCACAACACAAAAGACACCCAAUCUGGAUCUUGAAAAGGAUCGCAGUCACGAGUGCAAAAACUCGACGGAACAUUUGGAAAAAGAGUUGCCCUGCAAGACGUCGACGCUGACGAAAGUGAAACGGACGUACAUCUAGUGGGCUUGCAUCGGCAGCAAACUGCAAAAUUAGUCGAAUUUCUAUACUCUAAAACAUAUUUUCUUUGUUUAUGUUGCUGUUAGUUAUAGUAACCCCCCACCCAACCCUCGAAUGAAUAGUAGUCGACAGUGUCGGAUGCGUUUGAAACGCGUCUGAAAAGUAGGACGCAGAAGCUGUUGCAUCUUUUUUUACUUAGCAUGUAUUGUAAUUUAAUUUGAUGUAAAAUUUGUAUAAGUUUAGUUUGUUUGGCAAAAUUUAGUUAAAUUUAUUGACAACGUAGUAAGCGGGCUGCCUUAUCCUGGGGCGGCAGAAGCAUUCCGCAUUCCCCUGACGUCGACCUUUGCUGUCCAAAACUGGAGUGCCUGCCCUUGGAAAGUCAGCCCGAAUGGUGUCGUCGCCCCUUAUGUGUACUCUAAAUGUAUAAUCGUUAAGUGCAAAUAUUAGAGCUGUACAAAUUUAAACACACAUAUCAUACAUACCGAAAUCGAUCCCGAUCAGCUCGUGGUUGAAAAUCCCAGACCCACAGCCUUAAUUAUUUUUCGAAAUUCAAUCGAAUAUUCUACAAGUAUUUUGUUAGACUGAAUGAUUACUUUUUCUAUAUGAGUUUGUUUGUGGAGAACUAACAAAAUGCGACAUGGACUUUAUAAAGCUCUAUGCUUUGUGGCUAACAAAAGCGUAAAAUUGUAUCUAACAUAAGCUCAAUAAGGAAUUGAACAUAGAAUGUAAUUAAAAGUACGAACUAGGCUAAGAAACGAACAUAACUUCUAUGAGGCUGUUUGAUAUGAACUGACACCGCAGCCCACAUCAUCAUGAUGAAAAUACGCACAACAAAAAGGAAACAAUUUGAAAUCUGCAACAACAUCAAGCCUUAUAAAUAGUAUAAAAUCGUGUCGAAUCUAGGCCUUAACGCUAAACUUGUAAGCUUUGCAUGAAAAAUAAUGAGCUUGGCAAUGAAAGUAAAUCAGCAUUUUAAUAUUUUUAUGUUUACUUUUAAGCUGUUGUCCGUCCCACUGAAGAAGUUGCAUAAUACAAUGUACAAUGGCAAUUUUUAUUUAAAACGUGUAAAAUGCAAUUUUCAUCGUAAUUAAUAUAUUUUUAUACGCAUGUCUACCGCCUAAUGUCUAAAACGUAUGCUAAGAAAGUCUUAAAAACCGAAAACCCCGAAAAAAAGCUACACAUAAAAUAUUUUUAAACCUUACAAAAAAAUAAUAUAAAGAUAAAAUUCUCAUAUUGUGAUAGAUUUUAUUGAAAUUUUAUAAAGAAGAAUUGUAAUGCCUUUUGGUUGAAAAACAAUGAUAUAUAUGACGAGAGAGUCUGAUUGCAUGCAUGAUAAUAUUGUGUACGAGGGUCUUCCGCUUGGAGGAUGAAAAACCAGAGAACCCAAAAUGGUAUUUAGUUUUCUAUUACUGUGUAUGUCUUGUUCUGUGUAUAUUGUUGUAUACAUCCGAUAAGCAAUUCGAAAAUCUAAUAAAGUCGUCAUUUUUCAUA
Molecule: messenger RNA, 4303 nt
Organism: Drosophila gunungcola (fruit fly)
Lineage: Eukaryota; Metazoa; Arthropoda; Insecta; Diptera; Drosophilidae
Product: semaphorin-1A
Exons: 7
Coding region: 479-2815 (778 amino acids)
Biological process (GO): semaphorin-plexin signaling pathway; negative regulation of axon extension involved in axon guidance; axon guidance
Molecular function (GO): chemorepellent activity; semaphorin receptor binding
Source: RefSeq, a predicted model, not a curated record